AUGAAUCUGUGGGCUCAGUACUGUAAAUUUUGUGCGGUGCUGCUUAUUUUUCUUGGAAUUAACCAAUCAAAUGCAAAGAUUUGUGAUUUGUUUGAAGGAAGUUGGGUCCCUGAUUCAUCAUCCCCCCUCUACAACUCAAAUUCCUGUCCAUUCAUUGAGAGAGAGUUCAACUGUCAAAACAAUGGCCGCUCUGAUACCUUAUACCUCCAUUACAAAUGGCAACCUCAUGCCUGCAACUUACCAAGAUUUGAUGGCCAAGAUUUCUUGCAAAGAUUCAAAGGGAAAAGCAUAAUGUUUGUGGGAGAUUCUUUAAGCCGGAAUCAAUGGCAGUCAUUGACGUGCUUGCUUUACACAACCUUACCUUCGACCAAAUAUAAUGUUUCUAGAAUCGGAGAUGUUUCUACAUUCACAUUCACGGAUUUCGACGUUAAAUUGAUGCUUAAUCGCAAUGUAUUUUUGGUGGAUGUUGUGAGAGAAGCCAAGGGUAGAAUCUUGAAAUUGGACUCAAUUGAAGGUGGAAAACUAUGGAAGGGGAUUGACAUAUUUAUUUUCAACACAUGGCAUUGGUGGAAUCGUAGAGGAGCUACACAACCAUGGGACUAUAUUCAAGUAGGACAGCAGUUAUACAAAGACAUGGAUAGAGUAGUUGCCUUUGAGAAGGCACUAAACACAUGGGCAAAAUGGGUGGACACCAACAUUGAUCCUGCCAAAACCAAGGUUUUCUUCCAAGGAAUUUCCCCCUCCCAUUACAACGGCAGCACAUGGGACGAGCCGAGUGCAAAAUCUUGUGUAGGACAGAAGGAGCCACUGGCUGGCUCGACAUAUCCCGGUGGAUUGCCAUAUGCUUUAACUGUGCUGAAGAAAGUUCUGGGCACAAUCAAGAAACCCGUCACGUUACUCGAUAUAACGAAUCUUUCGUUGUUGCGCAAAGAUGGACAUCCUUCUAUAUAUGGGUUGGAAGGAAGAACAGGAAUGGAUUGCAGCCAUUGGUGUUUAGCAGGAUUGCCUGAUACUUGGAAUCAAAUUCUUUAUAGUCUCAUUCUUUAA
Fraxinus pennsylvanica is the source of this 1047-nucleotide messenger RNA. The record is from the annotation of a GenBank genome assembly. NCBI's taxonomy places the organism in Eukaryota, Viridiplantae, Streptophyta, Magnoliopsida, Lamiales, Oleaceae.